Entamoeba histolytica HM-1:IMSS is the source of this 1524-nucleotide messenger RNA. RefSeq lists its product as uncharacterized. The transcript has a single exon. The record is from RefSeq and is a predicted model, not a curated record. Lineage: Eukaryota; Evosea; Mastigamoebida; Endamoebidae. Bases 1 to 1524 code for a protein of 507 amino acids.
AUGAGACGUACAAGAAGAGCCACGGCUACUAGACCAACUUCAACGAGAAGAAAUUUAAGAAGUACUAUGGCUGGGAAUUUAAAAGCUGCUUUUCAACAAAGAGAUUCAACUCAAGUAGUGUUGAAUGCUACUGAAACAGUACAAUUAGCUAUUCCAGCAAAUACUAAUGGUGCUACAACUGUAAGGAAUGUUACUAAAUUGCUUUGCGGCACGGAAUUCUUCCAAUAUUAUGCUGGAAUGUAUGAUCAAUUUAAAAUAGAUGGAGUGUCAGUGUCAGCUGAAAUUGUUUACAAUACAUUUGGUCAAGCUGCAAUGACAUUUCCUAAUGUUAUUACUGCAUGGGAUAGAAAUGGUAUAGAUAAAGCAGUAGCAAGUCAAGUAACACAAGAAGGACAAGGUGUAUUAAGUAAUGUACCAAUAGUACCAGGUCCUUAUCAAGUGAGUUCAUAUUCAAGUGCAGUGAGUAGAGCAUAUUAUCCUGGUGCAAGAUGGGGAAUAACAAGAAGACUUGUUGCUUCAUCAUUACAAGAGAAGAGUAUUUAUCUUCCAACAGUAAAGACUGCUGAAGUAUUAACUGAAUCUACUUUAUAUGCUGCUUGGAAUCCUGAUUUCUUACUUUCUGUUCUUUUAGGAAAUCAAACAGCUACAUGUCAAACACUUGUAUUUAAUUUAACAUGGUCAUGGGUUGUUUCACUUAGAGGAUUGAGAAAAAGUACACUUGAUGUUAUUCCAACACCUGCUGCUAAUUCACUUGGUUAUGCUAAUACUAAUGCUGGUACAGUUGCAUCAGGUACAAAUAAUGCAAUGAUUCCAGUUAGUAUGACUACAACUAACAAUGGUGGUGUUGUUACUACAGAUAAUCCAAUUUAUACAUCAAUGGUACAAACAACAGGUGGACAAUUAUCUUCUUCUUCUAAUACUUGGACUGUUGAUUCAUUUAAGAUGUAUUUGAAUAAUAUAUUUUAUAAUGCAGGAAUUUCACAAGUUAAUGCUAUAGAUUUGAAUUAUGACAAAUUUAGUGGAAUUGAACCAUCUCAAAGUAAUCAAAAUUUAGUUAUUAGUGGAGGUAGUUCGAGUGUUAUGAGAGUACGUUUAGUUGUAUUUGCUACUGCUGGUACUCUUGGUGCUGGAGUAAAAGGAUAUAAUAUUUCUGCUUAUUUAUUUGGUAAUGCUAAUACUAAUGCACAUACUGUUACUAUUUCAACUGAUGGUAAUACUUAUGUUUUUGCAAGUAAUGUAUUUGAUAUUUAUGGAAUUAACUUACCUGAUACUUCUACUGGUGCUAAUUCAGAAGUUAAAAUUAAUGUUAAAAGUACUACUGGUUCAUCAACUGAUGUAGUUGGAUCUCUUUUAUAUGCUUAUAGUGGAACAGUUGAAGAUAUGGCAGUUACUAUUGCUUCAGGUGCAUUACCAGUUGUUGCUGGAACAGUAGGAAAUGGAGUAUUGAAUCCAGUUGUACUUGUUAGUAAAACAUUUGUUACUGGAUUGUUUUCAAAUGAUAACCAAAAACUUAUUAGUGCUUAA